AUGACCAGCACAGCACAACACAGCAGGGGACAGGAGGUUUCAUACUGAGUCUGUUCUGCAGCUCCGGUCCAUAUGGGAGCAUCCCAUGUGUCCUGCAUGCAGAGAGCCAUGAAUGUCCCUCUUAUGGAUACAUGUCACAUGUUCUGUAUGAAUAAGUGGUGGGGCUGGAGGAUGCUGGGGGUUUCCAUGCUGAUAGAAUUAACAUGAGGAAAUCACUAACCAGCCUUUAUGUCUCUGAUGUGCCUCAAGUGCUUCAUAUUUCCUCAGAAACUAUUUUUUUUUCAGAAUAUGAUUAAUUUGUGGAAUAAGAUCAAUUUUCUUUAUGCUGUGUGUGUGUGUGGCUAUGCAUCGCUGAGCAGUAUGACUGCAUACGUAUGCAGUGAAGACGUUCUACAGUAUAAAGGUUUAUUAGAUGUCCACUCUGGAGAUUGACUGGAGCCCUGUCCUUCUGUAGGAUAUUUUGCACCACAGCAUCAGCUCUGUGAACUGUGUUUAAACCUUUUUGUGUGUGUGUGUGUAACCACCUCCAUGAUGGGCUAAUUGGUUUAGCAGCCAAAGCGCCAAAGGCCAGCCCAGCGUAGCGAGACACAACGUGAACCUGAUGUUGGGGAGGAUGCUUCCAUGCAAUAGAAGGGAAGCAUGUGUGGGACCAAUUCCCCCAUUCUCCCCCAUUAACAGUCUCCCCCUCUCUGCUUUCCUAAAAGGGAAAUAUAAGUCUAAUUCUACAUUUUCAGUUUAGGGCAGAAGCUCAGUAGAAACCUCCAACUGCACUGCGUUGUGGUGAUGCCUGUGCCUCUAGUCUAAUGGAGAUAAUCAUAUCCAUAGCACUAGUGGAUUAUUAUUUGUUAACUCAUCAUUAAAUACAGAUGUAGGAUCUUCAUUUGAACCAGUUUGCUACAGUAGGAAAAUGAUCCUACAGCAACAGGAAAUGUAAAUUAUUAUGUGGAUUAUAAUUAAUGGACAUUCUUUUGUAGGAUUUGACACAUUUCUCAUUAGGGCAAAUCAAGUCUGAAAUUUCAAAGUGGAAAUUACACUUUCAACGUUUUUUAAACCUCAAAUACACUACAAGUUUGCAUUUCCUGCUAUGCAAAAAAAACAAAAGAGUAAUCAAAUUAAGAUCCUACAUCUGUAGAUUAAUAUGAAAUUAUAUUACAGAGUAUAAAAUAAAUGCACUCAUGCUGUAUAAAUAACACUCCUAAUACUUACCCUAGCCGUAACCCUAACUCAUACUAGCAGUAGGUCUUCGGUGAGGCUUGUGGAGCCUAUUUCUGUGGGGAUCUGAUCUAAGGGGAUCGUGUACUGCUUCCAACGCCAUUACUAUUCAUGAGAUAGCUAGGCAAGGGGCUGGGGAUUAGGGACUCCCUCAGUGCUUGUUGUGGUGUAGGCCUCAGGCCUCCUCUGGCCCCCAGGCUCUGGGACAUACAGGGGCUGUCUGGCACUGCUGGUGGUUCUAUUAUCACUCUGAGACCCUUCUGUCCCCACGCUGUCCCCACACUGUCCUCACGCUGUACCCAUGCUGUCCCCACUCUGCCCCCACACUGUCCUCAUGCUGUCCCCACGCUGUCCCCAUGCUGCCCCCACGCUGUCCCCAUGCUGUCCCCGCGCUGUCCCCACGCUGUCCUCGCGCUGUCCCCACACUGUCCCCACUCUGCCCCCACGCUGUCCCCACGCUGUCCCCACGCUGUCCUCGCGCUGUCCCCACACUGUCCCCACUCUGUCCCCACGCUGUCCCCACACUGUCCCCAUGCUGUCCCCGCGCUGUCCCCGCGCUGUCCCCGCGCUGUCCUCGCGCUGUCCCCACGCUGCCCCCCCUUUCCUUUUUUUGUGUCUUCAAUACUUUUUUCUUGGUCCAUGUUUCAAAGUUAAAUGGGUGUUUUUUAAGCUGCUUCUGUACAACUCAAUAAUGUGAUAACUCCCAGUGUUUGCUGCAACUUGCUGGUGCAGUCACUCAAUCCCAUCCAUGUGUUGUUUAGGACCUGGGCCUCUCUAACUCCCCCUCUGUCUCCCUUCUGCCCUCCCCAGGUGAUGAGCAUCCUGAGUAACCCCAGCGCCGUGCCCUCCCAGUCCCAGCAUGACUUCUCCAUCUCCCCCCUCCACGGCAGCCUGGAGUCCUCCAAUUCCAUCUCAGCCAGCUGCAGCCAGCGCUCUGACUCCAUCAAGGGGGUGGACAGCCUGGCCUCCUCCCAGUCCUACUGCCCCCCUACCUACAGCGCCACCAGCUACAGUAUGGACCCCGUCACCGCCGGAUACCAGUACAGCCAGUAUGGACAGAGUAAGUACUGCAUCUGCAUUUAUGUGUAAACGUGAGAAAGUGAGUGUGUGUGAAUGUAUAUGGGGGGGUUGUCCUUUGCCUUUCCCAUCUGACCUCCUCACCAAUACAAGUCUCCUGCAUGUCUUCCACCUCAUAUGAUAUGGUAGUUAGAGGAAAUGGUGCCCACCACCACCACCUCCCGGGCCGAGCUGCCCCAUGACCUUUGACUCCUGGUCUGUCUGAUAAAGGCCUCUGAUUCCCCUCCGGUGCUGCCUGGCUUAGUCACACCCCACUCUGCUCUGCUUGGCUGGGAACAAGGAGAGGGCCACUUCAAAGGCACUAAGUCACCCUGAGGGGCACACUGUCCUCUUAGCCACCCCUGUCUCUCUCUCUCUCUCUCUCUCUCUCUCUCUCUCUCUCUCUCUCACACACACACACACACACACACACACACACACACACACACAACACACACACACACACACACACACACCUCGGGACAGGAAACAGGCUGAUCUAUUAGAUUAACAUAAUUAUUGACUGAUGCUGUCACAACCCUUCAUAAGGGGUAAACUGAAGCACACUUCCCCAGCCAGCCUCCCUUUGGUCCUGUUUGUAUACCAGUGUGUGUUUGUUUAGGUGUGUGUGUGUGUGUGUGUGUGUGUGUGUGUGUGUGUGUGUGUGUGUGUGUGUGUGUGUGUGUGUGUGUGUGUGUGUGUGUGUGUGUGUGUGUGUGUGUGUGUGUGUGACUGUAGUGUUAUUAUCAGCCAGCUUGCAGAGCAGAGCAGAGAGACUGAUGGCGGUGUGGAUGUGAUCUGAUCUGUGGUUAAUUAAGACAGUGAUUGAGCACAGUGGCUGGCUAAUGAAUGGAGGAGAGAAGAGAGUGCUGCUGUCUACUGAUGAAAAUGAUCCGGGAUAGGGAGUGUGGAGGGCAUGAAAUCAGAGAUGCCAAGUGUAAUGAAGACUGGCACACACAAUACACUCUGGGACCAUGCUGACUGACAGCAUGGAGACACUAUGAGGUGGCACAUGCCCCGUGCCAAGUCUGUGCCAACCUCAGACAGGGCAAGGGAGCGAGAUUGUUUUGUUUUCGAAUUAUUUCUCAUUUUACUCCACUUGGUUCUGCCACAACUCAUUUUGAACAGAGUCAGAAAGAGAGAUGAAAUGCCAGUGAACAACAAGGACAGAAAGGGGUUUGUUUUAGGAGUUGUCCACCAGUCAGUGUGUAUGUGUGUGUGUAUGUGUGCGUGCGUGUGCCACAUGCUUGGGUGCAUGUUUGCAUGCGUGCGUGUAUAUUUAUUUGUGCGUGUCGUGCAUGCAUGCAUAUUUAUGUGUGUUUAUCCCUCACAUGUUCACGUGUGUCUGUGUGUCUGUUCUCUCCAGCUGCAGUGGACUACCUGGCUAAGAAUGUGAGUCUGUCCACCCAGAGGAGGAUGAAGCUGGGAGACCACUCUGCUGUCCUGGGACUGCUGCAGGUGGAGACGGGACAGGCCUACUGAAACACCCCGGCCUCCACCUGGCUCCACCCAGUCUAAACUCAACACCCCCCUAACAUACACCACCCUGCAGCCUAACCACUGCACCACUCUCUCCCUCUCCCCACCCUGCAGGCAGUCAGGAUGUGUCCGUGUAUGUCAGUGUCUUUUUGACUCCUGAUUAUGAGAGGACUUGUCAUUAGAACUGCCUUUCCAUGGAUAGCCAACAGGCAGCCCGAUCCUAUACCCCCAGGAUCCUAUACCCCCAGACCCCUAAACCGUGGCUCUGCCACUCCCGUGUGCCCUCCUCACCCCUGAUUGGCUUUGCCCAGACAACCCAGUGAUGAUGGCCCCAGCCAGCAUGGAGAACACGCCCCCUGGGUGCAGGCUGCAGUCCAGCACAACACUCAGAGCCACUUCCAAAUGUACAUUGACCUUGUUGUUUAUAGUAGUUCACUAAGCCAAUGUCAUUCAAAUUAUUAUCACUCUUGUUUUUUUAAAAUCAAUAUUGUUAAUAUUAUUAUUGCUGUUACGAUUCUGAUUAAUGUGAUUCUGUUGCUUUUUGUUAUUCCCUUCAUAGUUAUUUUCUCUGUGGGUGUGAAAUGCUAGCAGAUGACUGAGGUGAUGUGGUGUGGUGCAGGGUGUGUGUGUGUGUGUGUCGGUCCAGUCAGAGAGAGAAGCUGAUUGUUUUCCAGGCUGCUGUUCCUCCACCUGUUCCCUGAGCUCUAAUGUUCCUGAGCGAUUUGACCUUCCCGCUUUCAUAUUCAACUUGACAUUCCUAAAGAACUUGGCCACUCAGUGGGAAGUCUGGCUGUGCGGAUUCUACUGGGAAUUAGCAGAGGUUUGGCGGCCAAUGGCUUCCCCCCUCCCAACAUCCAUCCUUAGCUGUACUCCAUGGGGAGGAGGGUAUUGUUUGUAAAAACAGGAUUGGCGAAAUUAAUGUAUUUGGUUUAGAAAUAUGGAACUUGCCAAGGAGGACUAAACCCCCUACCCAAACCCCAUCUGCCACAGAGCUCUAUAUGACUUUAAGAGAGUAAAGGAGAUUAAACAACACCAACAUAGUGUCAAAGCUCAUUUUAAAUGACCCUACUCAUUACCAGCCAGGUUUUGUAUUUUCUUUGAUUAAUUAAGACAUAAAAGCACAUGUAGCUGUUUACCAUGUUGGUUUGGAGCAAAUGUGCAUUCCUCUGAAACAUUCCUCCAGCAUGGCUGACUAAUGCCAGUCACAUUCCUUCUCUGCCCGUGAUGAGAUUAAGAGUACACAAGCUGUGCCAUUCACAUGCACUUUGUCAAAUCAAAUAAUCCUUUCAAUUGUGAAAGGGCACAGGUAACAGCCCUGGCUGGCCCCCUCUCUGGCUCCGAUCGGAUCCGCCACCUUCUAAUCCCCUGGACAUUCAACUCCUACUUUGACCGACGCACUCACAGAAAUGUACAAAAACAAACCAUUUUUUAAGAAUAGCUAAUAUUAAACAUUUGUGUAGCACUCAUAGUUGACUUUUGACACAAUCUAUUUUGGGCUGAAUUCUAACUUGAACUUUCACACCAAUCUCACAUUGAUAUCCGUGUAUGAUUUUAGCAAAAUGUUUGUAAAAGUUGGAGUGAGUUACAUAUGCAUAUUCCAAAUAAGGAUUUAGCCCUUUGUCGCCUUUAACUGGAAAUUGUACAGUAGCAGAUUGUGAAUUGUUUGUUUAUAAAGAGUAUGUUUUAUACUAAAACAACAACAAUGUUCAGUGGUAGUUAAGCAAGGGAUCUGCGGAAGUCAAGGUAUUUUUUAGUUUUCUUUACUGGUUUCCUUCUGUUGUUUUUGGUUGUGUUAUAUUGUAUGGAUUUCUUUCAACCAAAAUGCAGUGUUCUGCGCCAAGCUAAGUAGGGGAUUCUGUAUAGUAAAUUAGGAGACAAUUCCAUUAAUCUUCCUCAAGUUAAUAAUUGUAUAAACGAGGUUGAUACUCAACUCAGUGGAUUGAGAUUAGUCGAGCGAGAGAGAGAGAGAGAGAGAGAGAGAGAGGAGUAUGAGAGAGAGAAGAGAGGAGAGAGAGAGCAGAAUAUACGAUAGCGAUGAGAGUGAGAGAGAGAGUAAUAGAGAGCAAGAGUCCCGUUGUGCUAAUUCUCGUCGCUCUCGUCUCUCUCUCUCUCUUCUCCGUUCUCGGAGAGACUCUGACAAACUUUUGAUGGUGACAGAUGACACCUAGUAUUCCACACCUACAAGUGCGAGCCCGGACAUUUGGAAUGAGUAUUCAUCCGCACUGCUUCUUAUGGAUCAUGAUCCGAGUGCAAACCUACUAGUGACCAUACACAGCUAUCCUGACUCUGACCUCUCUCAUGUGAACCAUUGUCCAGUGGUUCAGCAGCCCCAGCUUUGAAAUGGCCAUGAAGUCAUGGGGGACCAAAACCUUCGCCUUUCAGGGAAAGAGGUCAGAAUAGGGACGGUGGACGCGACCAGUGUGAGUUUCUCUGGCUAUAAUGUGGUUUUACACAGCCAGGCUCCAGACCACACAUCUCCAGUGGAGAACACCUCAUUGAAAGUAAUGAUGACUGAAGCACUGAACCCAGGCUGGUCUAAAAGCUCUGUUUAAUGAUGCCCAAUUAUUGUGUAUAUAAAAAUUUAAAAAAUAUGUUUUGUUUUGUUUAAAUGCUUCUAGUGUAUCAAAUCCAUUUCUAACACCUGACUCCUAACCUGUUUACUUGCUUUAUGGCAUCUGUGUUUUGCUUUAUCCCCUUCCUGUUCCGCAUGUGUGUAUAUUACCAUGGUAUAAUUUAUUCUGCUGUAUGAAGUAUUAGAGUAGUGGGAACUUGUAUUGGUAUUUACUACCUUCAGCCUGUUGGUGUGUUUACUGUAACACGGGCGUAACUGUUAUCAAUUAAAGAGCUAAAAAAUAUUAAGCGCUUUGUCCUUUUUUGAGGUUUCAUAUCAGUUUGAAUACAAUAUGAAGGUGGCAAAUAAAGAUUUCAAAUUGGUCCUUUUUUAUGUAAGAAAAAGUAUGCCCACUGAAGUUCAGUAUUCAGCCUGGUGGGGAUUCAUCUGAACUUUUCACCUCUCUCCCCUACAAUGCACACUUUCUCUGUGUGUAGGACACACGUGUGCAUGCAUGGACACAUGUGUGUAUUACAUUCUAUGGGCCUUUGGACCACCUCUGCUUCCAUCCCAGUGAGCGGUGGGUGAGAGAGAGAGCUGAGCAGUCCCAGAUCCUAGUAGAGAGAGGUGCUAGCUGAGGGAGCUGGUCAGGGCUGCUGCAGAGCACAGCUGUAGGAAGUCAUUCAUUCUGUACACUGUCCAGCUAUGAUCUCCUCUCCAUCCCUGUUGUCUGUCUGACUGUCUGGGACUGUCUGGGGCCCAUGUGCUAUGCUCUGGAAUGGUGUCUGUUAAUGAUUGCACGCAGUCACAGCAAAUCAUGGCUGUAUGCUAGGAGCACUGAGGAAUCCAUCCAGUGUGGCAUUGGGACUGUCAGCUGUGCUGUAUAUUACAGUCUAGUGAAGCUCCUCUUACCAUUACCACUGUUAAAUGGCAUGUAGAUAGCGCUUUAGGUAUGUCUAAAUUUUAGGAACACUUCCAUAUUUCAGCAGACCAUUAUCUUAAUGUAUCAUGCAGUUUUCUUGAUAGAAACAGAUGGGAAAUAAAUGAGAGGAUAAAUGAGAGUUAUAUAUUGUAAGUAGUGAAAUGGGGAACUCAAGGAUUUAACCCUUAUCUCUGAGGGGCAAUACGUCGUCUGGAUUUGGCAGUGCUACCACUAGACCAAACUGAACUAUCCAUUAUACCUUUUUCAAAAUGCAAUAUUGAGGACAAAUCACCAGCAGGGUAGGCCUACUUUAGAUCAAUUCUCAUACAUGAAUUAACACAUAUUGUUAGUUUUUUUUUAAAACAGCAUACAAUUUCCUACUUCUUUAAAAUACAUUAUGCUGUAUUUUAUGAAAACAAGAUGAAUGGCGUUCUAUGCUAAUUUAUUCUCAUCAGGAAUAUUGUACAUUUAAUUAAUUAAUUUGCAAUUGAAACACAUUAACACACAUUAAUUUAUAAGAAAUGUAAUUAAAAAUGUUUUAUUCAGUGGUUAUUCAAACCUAAAAGUGAAGAACAAAGAAUUCAUUGAAAAUUAGAUGCUCAAAACCUUUAGCUAGAAUCGAACAACAAAGAAACAAAGAAGUUGUUUUGACAAAUAUUCUUAAGAAAGCUAACAGUGUAGAUUGCUGCACAGUUAAAAGGUACUGUAUAUGUGAAUAACAGUAUAUAACUUGAGUAAAAAUUGUAAAUUUGAAAAUCUAUUUCAUAGGAGAAAUAAAAAGAGUUGUGUGACUGAAGUGAGAGAAUUGAAGGUAUUGGUAAUUUGGGGAAUUUAUGUUAAGAUUUUAAUUUAAUGUAUUUAAUUUGUUGAACUAUCAAUUCAGUAAAUUGUUAGACAAGAGGACAGGAAAUUGUACUAUAGUAACAUUUUUAAGAACUGAUACCAGACCUAGUUGUCAUAUAUGCCACUGGACCUCGGUGGAUAGGUCCUGACUUUGCUCCAAUAUGUAUUGUUUUCAGGAUCUUUCCUCAGUGUGUGUCAUGGUCAACCCUAUCCUUCAAAAAUGUGUGUUGUGGUUGUCCAGAUCAAACCUAUGCAUGUGUUCUGAUUGUCCCCUCUGGUCUGACAUGUGGUCCUGAAGUCCCAGCCUGGGACUGUUGUUUUCCUCUGGGCUACUGUCACUCAGAUAGGGACGAGGGCCGAGGUGGCAGCCCCAGCCAGCUGUGGGUGGGAGAAGCUUUGUGA
Molecule: messenger RNA, 8465 nt
Organism: Coregonus sp. 'balchen'
Lineage: Eukaryota; Metazoa; Chordata; Actinopteri; Salmoniformes; Salmonidae
Source: the annotation of a GenBank genome assembly